Molecule: messenger RNA, 456 nt
Organism: Centruroides sculpturatus (bark scorpion)
Lineage: Eukaryota; Metazoa; Arthropoda; Arachnida; Scorpiones; Buthidae
Product: homeobox protein XHOX-7.1'-like
Exons: 2
Biological process (GO): neuron projection morphogenesis; central nervous system development; spinal cord motor neuron cell fate specification
Cellular component (GO): nucleus
Molecular function (GO): sequence-specific double-stranded DNA binding
Source: RefSeq, a predicted model, not a curated record
AUGGCCACCAAGUUGCCACAUUCAACCGGCUCCUUCUGUAUCGAAGCUCUCUUAGCUAGAGACAAUCCUAGAACACACUUGGUCGACAAAAUCGGUGCUGUCCGUCAGGAAUUAUCCAUACCAUUUACUCCACAUUUAUUAUCUCAUCAUCUGAAUGUCCCAGUCAUAUCGACGCAUCCGAUUUAUGCUGUUUCAUCUAUCCUUCCUGUUUCUGGAAGCGCGUUCCAUCCUCCUCUUCCAGAACCUUCAGAUUGGACAGCGCGGGCGGGGUUGUACUACUCCAGACCUGGAGACUUACCAGGUCAAACACCUCUUUUAGGCAAAACUCGUCGACCGCGAACUGCGUUUACAAGUCAACAACUUUUAGAAUUGGAAAAUCAAUUCAGAAUGAAUAAAUAUCUUUCCAGGCCGAAACGUUUCGAAGUAGCAACUAGCUUAAUGUUGACCGAAACUCAG